Molecule: messenger RNA, 463 nt
Organism: Aethina tumida (small hive beetle)
Lineage: Eukaryota; Metazoa; Arthropoda; Insecta; Coleoptera; Nitidulidae
Exons: 3
Coding region: 140-355 (71 amino acids)
Source: RefSeq, a predicted model, not a curated record
UUAGCACUUUCUCCUUCUUUUCUUCGGUUAAGUAAGUUUCACCGUCCGACCACGGAACAGUCUGUGCGCUCGUCGAGAGUAAAAGUGCGCUUCCGAAAAAAAGUCAAAGACAGUUUGUGUUAUUUAAUAGUGUGGAAACAUGAAGUCCUUAUUUUUUAUUGCGUUUCUUUUGAUUGCCUGUGUAAUUUUAACUGAAGCUAUUCAACCAAGAGCUCCCAACUUCCAAUACUUCGAAAGACCGAAAUAUAGAUAUCCAUACUAUGACGAGAACGGUGUUGGACGACUACUUUAUGGUUAUGGGGAUGAUAAACUUUACCAGUACAAGUCAUUUUCACCACUGGAAGGAAUCCACUAAUUUUUUUUAAGUUUAUACCGAUUAUAAAUGUUUCAUAUUUUUUGAUGUUUUUAUAUUUUAUUUUUAUACCUAAGUAAAUAGCCGUUAGAAUAAAUUAGUUUAUUUUUA